Messenger RNA from Cricetulus griseus (Chinese hamster), 2633 nucleotides. Lineage: Eukaryota; Metazoa; Chordata; Mammalia; Rodentia; Cricetidae. The record is from RefSeq and is a predicted model, not a curated record.
AUGCCUGGAAACCUGUUACCCUUGGGGUCAGAAUCUUCCAGGACAGUUAGUUGCUACGAGGUACCUCCAGGCUCGGCCAAAGUCACUCCCAUCGCUGUAUCCCUGAGCAUCCUUCCAGAAAGCGCCAAUCCCCGACCUACCCUCUCUGCUCUGGGCGGGCUUGCAGAGGCCUCGCAGACGCGGUGUGGAGGCGGAGCCUGUGACUGUGUAGAUUCGGAGGGCAGCUCUGGAGCCCCGCAGCCCCCUGGCCGGGCAGGGCUCUCCAUGCAGCUGGUACUGAAGAUGGAUUCGAGCCCAGACAAUGACAGCUGGUUGGAGGAUCAGUGGGAGCGCUGGCUCACCCACGACAUCAGCCUGGAGGAGUUCGAGGAUGAAGACCUCUCAGAGAUCACUGAUGAGUGUGGAAUCAGCCUGCAAUGCAAAGACACAUUGUCUCUCCGGGUAAGGGCUGCAUCUGGAGAGCCUGAGUGGGGUCUCCAUAGCAACAGCGGUGAUUUCACUCUGGGCUCGGCUUACCACCCGGGUGAGGUCACUGGCCGUUGCCAAGGACGCCCCUCCGUCCGCGCCGCGCAGCCCCCGCGCACCGGGCUGCUGUCUGCGGGUGGCAGCGGCAACGCGGGGAGCCGGCUGCAGGCGGAGAUGCUGCAGAUGGACCUGAUCGACGCGGCAGGAGACACUCCCGGAGCCGAAGACGACGACGAGGAGGAGGACGACGAGCUCGCUGCCCAACGGCAGGGAGUGGGGCCUCCCAAAGCCGAAUCGGGCCAAGAACCGGUGCCUCGCAGCCAAGGCCAGGGCCCGGGCACGGGCAGCGGAGACACCUACCGGCCCAAGCGGCCUACCACGCUCAACCUCUUCCCGCAGGUGCCGCGGUCUCAGGACACGCUGAAUAAUAAUUCUUUAGGCAAAAAGCACAGUUGGCAGGACCGCGUGUCUCGAUCAUCCUCCCCUCUGAAGACAGGGGAGCAGACACCUCCACAUGAACACAUCUGCCUGAGUGAUGAACUACCACCCCAGAGCAGUCCUGUCCCCACCAAGGACCGAGGCACCUCUACUGAUAGCCCUUGUCGCCGCAGCGCUGCUACUCAGAUGGCACCUCCAAGUGGUCAACCUGCCACUGCACCUGGUGGCCGGGGCCACUCCCAUCGAGACCGAAUCCACUACCAGGCAGAUGUGCGGCUGGAGGCAACUGAGGAGAUCUACCUGACCCCGGUGCAGAGGCCGCCAGAUCCUGCAGGGCCCACCUCCACCUUCUUGCCACCCACUGAGAGCCGGAUGUCAGUUAGCUCUGAUCCAGACCCCGCUGUGUACUCCACAACUGCAGGGCGGCCACAUCCCUCCAUCAGUGAAGAGGAUGAGGGCUUCGACUGUCUGUCAUCCCCAGAGCGAGCUGAGCCACCAGGUGGAGGGUGGCGGGGAAGCCUCGGGGAGCCACCGCCGCCUCCACGGGCAUCACUGAGCUCGGACACCAGCGCUCUGUCCUACGACUCGGUCAAGUACACGUUGGUGGUGGAUGAGCAUGCCCAGCUUGAGCUGGUGAGCCUGCGGCCAUGCUUCGGAGACUACAGUGACGAAAGCGACUCUGCCACUGUUUAUGACAACUGUGCCUCUGCCUCCUCACCCUAUGAGUCAGCCAUUGGUGAGGAGUAUGAGGAGGCCCCUCAGCCCCGGCCUCCCACCUGCCUCUCAGAGGACUCCACCCCAGAUGAGCCUGAUGUCCACUUCUCUAAGAAGUUCCUGAACGUCUUCAUGAGUGGCCGCUCUCGCUCCUCCAGUGCUGAGUCCUUCGGGCUAUUCUCCUGUGUCAUCAAUGGGGAGGAGCAUGAGCAGACCCAUCGGGCUAUAUUCAGGUUUGUGCCUCGACAUGAAGAUGAACUUGAGCUUGAAGUGGAUGAUCCUCUCCUGGUGGAGCUGCAGGCAGAAGACUAUUGGUAUGAGGCCUAUAAUAUGCGCACCGGAGCCCGAGGUGUCUUUCCUGCCUACUAUGCCAUUGAGGUCACCAAGGAGCCUGAGCACAUGGCAGCCCUUGCCAAAAACAGCGACUGGAUUGACCAGUUCCGGGUGAAGUUCCUGGGUUCCGUCCAGGUUCCUUAUCACAAGGGCAACGAUGUCCUCUGUGCCGCUAUGCAAAAGAUUGCCACCACCCGCCGGCUCACGGUGCACUUUAACCCACCCUCCAGCUGUGUCCUUGAGAUCAGCGUUAGAGGUGUCAAGAUAGGUGUCAAAGCCGAUGAUGCUCAGGAGGCCAAGGGAAAUAAAUGUAGCCACUUUUUCCAGCUAAAAAACAUCUCUUUCUGUGGAUAUCAUCCAAAGAACAACAAGUACUUUGGUUUCAUCACCAAGCACCCUGCUGACCACCGGUUUGCCUGCCAUGUCUUUGUGUCUGAAGACUCCACCAAAGCCCUGGCAGAGUCUGUGGGGCGUGCAUUUCAGCAGUUCUACAAGCAGUUUGUGGAGUACACCUGUCCUACAGAAGAUAUCUACCUGGAGUAGCAGUGCCACCACCCUCUGCAGCCCUCUGCCCCAGGCCAGUACUAGGACAGCUGGCAACGGACAGGAUGUGGCACUGCCACAAGAGAAUGGGGGAGUGAGGGCUGUUUCGGGGGGGCAGGGGUAUGGGGAGAAGCAGAUGC